Molecule: messenger RNA, 1381 nt
Organism: Melanotaenia boesemani (Boeseman's rainbowfish)
Lineage: Eukaryota; Metazoa; Chordata; Actinopteri; Atheriniformes; Melanotaeniidae
Exons: 4
Coding region: 182-1381 (399 amino acids)
Source: RefSeq, a predicted model, not a curated record
AGUCACCAAGUGCAAUACAUUUCCUCUGCCAUUUUGUGGACAUCGAUGGCUGGAAAACCUGCCGGCAGUGGAGAGAGCCAUUGAAAUUUGGCAAUAUAUCAUCACCUAUGUGGAUCAGGUCAAAGCCAAGAAACUCCCCAAUCCAAGGUCAUCGUCAUAUGACACUAUCGCAGAAGCCCGGAUGGAUCCCUUGAUCCUAGCAAAGUUGCACUUCUUCAUGAGUGUCUCAAGAAGUUUUCAGCCAUUUCUCACCAAUUACCAGACAGAUGCCCCAAUGAUUCCAUUUCUUGGCAGAGAUUUGGAGGAUCUAAUCAGGAGCCUUCUCAGACGUUUCAUAAAGCGAGAUGUCCAUGUUGAUCUUUCUCCAGUAAAACUGGUCAAGCUUGAUGUGACAGACCAAAAACUUUGGGUCAGUCCAAAGCAACUGGACAUUGGCUUGGGAGCCACAGCUGCCCUUAAGGGAAUGUCAGGCAGUCAGAGUGGUGGAAGUGAGCGAGAUGUUCUACUGUUCAUGCGAGACAGCCAGACUGCUCUGUCCAAACUUUGUCAGAACCUUCUACUGAAGUGCCCUCUGAAGUACCCCACUGUCCGAAAUAUGAUUUGCCUGGACCCCCAGAAAAUGUACACUGAACCAGACAUGUGCCUGCAAAAAAUGAAGGCCCUUAUCAUCAAGUUCGUGCAGGAUAAGAAGUUGUCUGGAGGAGUGACAGCGGGUGAUAAGAUUGCCGAACAAUUUCAGAAGUUUCUCCUCAGUGAGGCCAGAGGAGAGGAGUUCAUGGCUUUCAGUGCAUUGGAUGGAAAAUCCCGAGUUGACAGCUUCCUGCAUAAGGCCAUGAACGGAUAUGCAGAACUUUGGAGCUUUGUGGAAAAGCUGCUGCUCUUGUCCCAUGGGCAAGCUACUGUGGAGCGUGGGUUCUCCAUAAACAAGCAGGUGGAGAUGUACAAUAUGAAUGAAGACACUGUAGUCUCACAGAGACUUAUCUGCGACUAUGUGAGAACGUGUGGUGGAGUGGUCAAAGUGCCGUUAAUUAAAGAACUGUUGAAUGAGUGUUCAUCCGCCCGCAACCGAUACAGGAUGUUCUUGGAUGAUGAGAGGAAGAAAAGGGAAAAGACAAAACAGACCAACAAGAGAAAAGAGAUUGAAGGUGAGCUUGAAGAGCUACGCAAGAAAAGAAGAACAAUCUCAACCGUGUGUGAAACUCUACACAACGAUGCAGAUAGCUUUGCAGAGAAGGCUGAGAAUGCAGCAGGAACCAAGAUGGCGGAACUUAUAACUAAAUCCAAUACCAUGAGAAGAAGAUGCAAGGAAAAGAGAGGGGAGUUAGUGGAGCUAGACUGUGAAAUUGAGAAGAGAGUGGCAGAGCUACGCCACCUGUCUUGA